Molecule: messenger RNA, 2444 nt
Organism: Cyprinodon variegatus (sheepshead minnow)
Lineage: Eukaryota; Metazoa; Chordata; Actinopteri; Cyprinodontiformes; Cyprinodontidae
Gene: mfsd11
Product: major facilitator superfamily domain containing 11
Exons: 13
Coding region: 141-1505 (454 amino acids)
Source: RefSeq, a predicted model, not a curated record
AUAAAUGCAUAAACUUCAGUAAACAUGAGGAGAUAGCCAGUGUUUGAUUGUGUUCCAGUAUUUGUGCUUCUCCAUGUGAAGAAAGCUUCUGUGAACUUCUUGUCUUCUCCACAGACGUCUCCUGGAAGAGAUCUUUCAAAAUGGGUCCAGAAGGAAAGAAGCUCCUGAACAUCAUCAUCCUGGGCUUUGGCUUCAUGUUCAUGUUUACUGCUUUUCAGACAUGUGGAAACAUAGAGCAAACGGUGAUCAAGAGCUUCAACAGCACCGAGUUUCAUGGGAGCGGCUAUACCAGCAUGGCCAUCAUUUAUGGAGUCUUCUCUGCAUCCAACCUGGUGGCCCCCUCUGUGGUUACGGUCAUUGGGCCCCAGGUCUCCAUGUUCCUCAGCGGCCUGUUGUACAGCGGCUACAUCGCCAUGUUCAUCCACCCAUUCACCUGGAGCUUCUACACGGCGUCUGUGUUGGUGGGAAUCGCUGCUGCAGUUCUGUGGACGGCUCAGGGAAACGUUCUGACCAUAAACUCCACCGACAGAACCAUCGGCAGGAACAGCGGCAUAUUCUGGUCGCUGCUGCAGUUCAGUUUGUUCUUCGGGAACCUCUACAUCUACCUCGCCUGGCAAGGACACGAGCGCAUCUCUGACAUGGACCGCAGGACCGUCUUCAUCUCGCUCACUGUCAUUAGCUUAGUUGGCUGCUUCCUGUUUUUCCUGAUCCGGAAGCCCGACCCGGAGGCCUCUUCACGUUCUGAGGCGACAGAGUCUCUGCUGCAGACAGACUCUGCAGAUGGCUCCACAGACAGCUCCUGCCAGGCGGGUCUAUGCUCCCAGGCUCUGGAUGCUUUUGUUCAAGCCUGUAAAAUAUCUGUGACCAAAGAGAUGCUGCUGCUGAGCGUCUCCAUCGGAUACACAGGUCUGGAGCUGACCUUCUACAGCGGUGUGUAUGGGACCUGUAUCGGAGCCAUGACCCGCUUUGGGUCCGAUGCCAAGAGUCUGAUCGGUCUCUCUGGAAUCUGUAUCGGCAUUGGAGAGAUCCUGGGAGGGGGCGUCUUCGGGAUGCUGAAUAAAAACAAGCGCUUUGGGAGGAACCCCGUGGUGCUGCUGGGACUCAUCACUCACUUUGUUGCCUUCUUCCUGAUUUUCCUGAACAUCGCCAGCGAUGCUCCGCUGGCACCAGAAGGCGGGACGGAUCUGAAGGCUUUCAUCACACCCAGCGUCGGGGUGGCGCUGUUCUGCAGCUUCCUGCUGGGUCUGGGCGACAGCUGCUUCAACACGCAGCUCCUCAGCAUCAUCGGCUUCACCUUUCCAGACAACAGUGCCCCCGCCUUCGCCGUCUUCAAGUUCAUCCAGUCCAUCAUGGCCGCCGUGGCCUUCUUCUACAGUAACUUCCUGCUGCUCCACUGGCAGCUGCUCAUCCUCGUCAUUGUCGGCUUCCUGGGAUCCGUCACGUUUUUCGUAGCCGAGUGGGUCACCGAGUCCAGGAGGAGGGAUUCCGACUAUGACAGCAUCUGAAACGAGACGACUAGCUCUGCCGGACCAGAACCGAUACCAGCCAGCGGCGGGAAUCGAACAAAAGGGACAAUCGCUGCGGCCGGUUCCAGCCGGUUUGCUCUCAUGCUAACUUAGACACUUUGCUUGAUGGGUGGAGGGAAAAUAUGUUUGAUUAAAAAAUGAUUUCAUGUGAUGGUGGACCUGCUGCAGACAGAAGGUCUGAGUGGGCCCAGUCCAGACCAGUUCAGCCCAGUUCAGGUCAGCCCAGUUCAACCCAGUUUAACCCAGUUCAGCCCCGUUCAGUUCAGCCCAGUUCAACCCAGUUUAACCCAAUUCAGUCCAGUUUGAUCCCUCUCCUAAGUUAAGCCCUUGAUAAAAGGAUCUUUUCUCUGCUCACACCAGAACCAGUUUUAUGGUACCAGAACCAGUUUUAUGGCACCAGAACCGGUGAAAUCGGUGGUCCAGCAUGAAGACUGGAUCCAGUUGAUCCAUCUUGACAUGAAAACAUCAAAUGAAAUCAGGAACUGGACCAAAGCAGGACUGAUUCCCUGAGUCUGCAGGAACCAGAUUAAAGGAACCUUCCAUUCCACUUGGUCCAAUUGACAGAAAGUUCAGAACCUUCUAGACGGACUGGAGGCUACAGGAGUACCCAGGAACCGUGACCCAUUUCCUCAUCAAACCUGAUAACUGGUUCUGGACUGGGCCCAGAUGGAAGCAGCGUGGUACCGGUCCGAGAACCACAGAUCCAUUUCAGGCUGGGAGCAACCAGCCGAUUCUGUGACCCAGUUAGACCAGAACAGGUUAUCCAUCAUCAGUCUGAUGGUUUGCUGUGGUUCUUGGGACCGGUUCUGUCCGGUUUAUUUUGGUCGAUAAGGGAAAUAAGUGAUGAUGAUGAUUUUAUACUUAAAAUGUGGUGAUGAAGAAAGGAGCGCUUGUUUUUAUGACCAAUAAAAUUCGGUU